AUGGCGCCGGACAGAGGGAUACCGUCCGGAUCUUCCGAGAACUGGAACGAAGACAUGAGCACGCCCAGUGACGAUGAGCAUGGCCUGGAGCACGAGACCAGUCGCAGUAUCGCACAGGAGCCCAUCGGCCAAGAGCCAGACGCUGCAUUUCUGGCGAAAAGGAGCGAGCAGCCCCAGUUCACAGCCAGGGCACUAUUCACGGGGAUCUUGAUUGGUAUACUCAUCGCCUUUUCCAACACCUACUUUGGUCUGCAAACCGGAUGGGUAUCUUCCAUGGCCAUGCCGAGCGCGUUGAUCGGAUUCGCGUACUUCAAAGGUCUUCGAACGUUUGCUGAUAGAAUGGGCGGGCCUCUAAAGAGAAUGGGAUUUGGGGAAGGAUUCAGCGAGGUCGAAAAUGUGUUGGUACAGACAGUCGCUGGAUCUGUAGGAACUAUGCCCUUAGGAUGUGGAUUCGUAGGCGUUGUUCCGGCCCUGGAAUUUCUGCUGAAGCCCUCCGAGAUUCCUGAUUCACAGAAGCCACACGCGUUAGCGACCUCCACGUCUCAAGAGGCGAUGACCGGUAUUCGACUGCCCAUGUCAAAGCUUAUCGGAUGGGCCCUGGGCCUCUGCUUCUUUGGUGUCCUUUUCGCCGUUCCUCUUCGUAAAGAAGUCAUCGUCCGUGAGAAGCUCAAGUUUCCGUCGGGAACUGCGACUGCUUUGAUGAUCGGCGUUCUUCAUGRCGGCGAACUGACGGGUGUAGAGGGUAACAUUGAGCAACAUUCCGCUCGUCGUAGAAGACGACAGCAUUCUGAAGACGACGAAGAGAGUCGAGCUCUUAUCGGUGAUAGUCUGGCGCCAGAAGAGGAAGAGCCGCUCCAGAGGCGUGACAGCCAGAGCGAUGCUGCAAAACGAGACUGGCAGGAGCAGAUUCGGUUAUUGAUAACGUCCUUCUGUGUUUCCGGGGCAUAUACCCUUGUGUCUUACUUUAUCCCCCAGCUUCACUCCAUACCCAUAUUAGGCUCUCAUUUAUCUGAAGUCUGGCUGUGGAACCUGAAUCCGAGCCCGGCUUACGUUGGCCAAGGCAUUAUUAUGGGACCUUCAACGACAAUCCACAUGUUUAUAGGCUCUGUAAUUGGCUGGGCAGUGCUGUCGCCAAUUGCGAAACACGAAGGUUGGGCAUCGGGCCCUGUCUCAGACUGGAACACUGGCUCAAAGGGAUGGAUAGUCUGGGUCAGUCUUGCUAUCAUGCUCGCUGACGCGAUUAUCAGCUUAGGAUGGCUCGUCAUGCGACCUGCUAUCUGGUAUAGUCGGGAGUACGGCCCCGAGAUCUUUCGCGGUAUGCGACGCAGAGGGGUAUUUAGGUACCUCAGGGAAGUCUCGCGGCCUUUAGUAAGAGGGUACAGUCCAGUAAAUCUAGAGGAUCCGGUCGAUGGCGAUACCCACCAUGCUUUGAGGAAGACGAAAUCGGCGAUGGAUAUUGAAGAGUACGAUGCGCCCCCUGAGCAUCAGAUUGGCGUGAAGACGACCCUCAUCGGCCUAUUUUUGUCGCUGGUCUUCUGCAUCGGUGCUGUGCAGUAUUCCUUUGCAGGAAUCAUCAGCAUUGGACUGACAGUCCUUGCGCUCGUACUUGCCCUACUUUUGAGUAUCAUGGGCGUACGAGCGCUUGGAGAGACUGACCUCAAUCCCGUCUCGGGCAUCAGCAAACUCACCCAGCUCAUCUUUGCAGCUGUUGUCCCAGCUGGAACUCCUAAUGCCGUCACGAUUAAUCUCAUAGCUGGUGGAAUAAGUGAAGCAGGUGCGCUGCAGGCUGGAGAUCUGCUCCAGGAUUUAAAGACAGGACACCUUCUUGGAGCCAGUCCCAAGGCGCAGUUUAUUGGACAGUUGAUCGGGUCUGGAAUAGGUGCUGUCGUGAGCGCAUGCGUGUAUCGACUCUACACAAAUGUCUACACCAUCCCCGGUGGAUUGUUUCAGGUGCCUACGGGUUUCGUGUGGGUCUUUACAGCCCGGCUGGUCACCGGGCAGGGACUCCCUCCUAAAACGGCAGAGUUUGCGUUUGGCGCCGCGAUUAUUUGGGCACUUUUGACCGUCCUUCGAAUCUAUGGAACCAGACGUAAAGCGGCAUGGGUGCCGUACGUUCCUGGUGGCAUUGCUGUAGCUGUCGGCAUGUACAACACACCGUCCUUCACGCUCGCGCGUACGGCUGGUGGGCUACUGGCAUGGUACUGGACACAAUAUAAGAGAAGGGCAGAAACUCCCAUGAUAGUCCUCGCAUCGGGGUUGAUCUUGGGUGAGGGUUUAUUGAGCAUUGUGAAUCUUGGUCUUGCUAGCGCGAAAGUACCGCAUUUGAUGGUGUGA
Ramularia collo-cygni is the source of this 2334-nucleotide messenger RNA. Its product is annotated as related to permeases-unknown function. The record is from RefSeq and is a predicted model, not a curated record. The transcript is spliced from 2 exons. NCBI's taxonomy places the organism in Eukaryota, Fungi, Ascomycota, Dothideomycetes, Mycosphaerellales, Mycosphaerellaceae. Gene Ontology annotation, molecular function: oligopeptide transmembrane transporter activity. The coding region runs from base 1 to 2334 and encodes 777 amino acids. Gene Ontology annotation, cellular component: fungal-type vacuole membrane.